Messenger RNA from Penicillium cinerascens, 1798 nucleotides. RefSeq lists its product as uncharacterized. The transcript has 7 exons. Bases 185 to 1798 code for a protein of 537 amino acids. The record is from RefSeq and is a predicted model, not a curated record. Lineage: Eukaryota; Fungi; Ascomycota; Eurotiomycetes; Eurotiales; Aspergillaceae.
AUAGCCACACCACCCAGAAUCUGGGUGAAAUGAUCACACCCCCACCUUGCACAACUCGCCCCGCCAUUCGCGCGCGACCACGUCAAACGCAAGGGAGAAGAGCCGCAAUCUGCACGUGAGAAAUCCGCCGAUUUGUGUGUUCGCACUUCUCGUGUUUCCUUCAUCAUUCGAAUGGCUUGACCUGAUGGACCUGCGCUUAUCUGCCGAUGAGUGCGAAGAUGCGGCGGCCGGCUUCAGCACCUUCCGUGCCCCUCUUCCCGAGCACGCGACGGAGGUGACCGCUCUUAUGUCCGAUUUCUAUGCCCUCAGCUCAACGCUAGGCAGCCUGGACGACACGAUCAAAGAUCCUCGCUAUCGCCGCAAUUGGCCUCUCGUUCAAGGUGAUCUGGAAUUGGUGCGCUUUAGUCUGAAGUACACUAUCGAGGAUAUUUUGGAUUUCUUUGGCCGUCUCGACGGCGGCAAAGCCACUCAGGCCGGCUACAAGCGUGUCUGGCUGGACUUGUCCCGUUUCUUCUGGGACGAGUCGCAGUAUUCCCUUGGAACACGUUUGGCACAGUAUAAGACGUUUCUGCGGGAGAUUAGUGAUUUGAUGAGAGACCGUGCUCACGACUUGCCACUUAUCGCGGGGUACCGCAGCGGGAUCAAGACACUCAUGACUUCCCAAGAGAAGCGUGUUGCAGCGCGCUUCGCGCGCAUGUCUCUGGGUCGCAAUCUAUCUUCGGGUGGUAGCACCGAUCCUCCAAGUCCGGUCAGCGACCGUCGGCCACGCCGUCGCUCCUUUGAGCGUCCUCGGCCGCACCGGUCUCCUCAAUCACCUCUAUCACCUCAAUCGCCUAUAUCCGGCACAUUCUCUGACGUCCCUCCAUCUGCACCGGAUGCGCCGGACGCGCCAAGCUCCAUAUUGACAGGGUCUACAUCCGCGACCACGGCCACCAGCCAAUCCAACACUUCAGAAGCCGUUCAGUACCAUUGGAUCAGAGAAGCAUUUUCCAAUUAUGACUCGGAGACUCCAAUUCCGAAUACUCCAGACAAGGCAGGUUGCUUUGGGGAGCCCCAGUCUGGAAUUAAGCAGUUGCUCAAAGAACAGGGAUUCGAGCAGCUUCUUCAACUCGCGUUCAACGACUCUUCCAAUAUGACUAUAUACUUCUUCCUGCGGGACAGUGAUCAUCGCGUGCGAAUUGUUAUCAAAACUCCCCACCGAAGCAGACCCAGCGAGUACUUCUGCUUACCCCUCAACAUGCUGGAAAUUAUCCGACAAGGUUCCUCUCUUCAACUGUGUCGAAGACGGCAUGGCGGAACCCAACUUGUUUUAUGGGCGACUCUGAAAUUCACAACGAUUGAGAGCAUGGUUGUAUUCUUCUGCACAUUCUUGGCCCUCCGCUCCCAAGACUCGGGCCGACCCGUUGAUAAUAUCCGGGACUAUGAAAUGGAAGAUGAAGAAGAACUCUUUGGCGGCCAAAUCCUCGACAACAACUACCGACACGCCCUACGCAUCUACCACGAUACGGUAUCCGGAGCCAUAAGACUGCAAGCGUCUGUCCACCUGAGCGACAUGGACCGAACUCCCGUCUGGACCGCGUUCGUGACGCCGCACCUCGGCCGGCGUGGAUGGCUUCGCCGUCUGGACCACCGCACGGUACUGGUGCGCGAGUUGAGACCUACCAUUCUCAUGUCGGCGGAGGAUUACAACCCACCCGUGACACCUCGUGGAGAGCAUAUUUUAAAAUUUGCUUCGCGCAGCGAUGCCGACGAGUUCCUGGGUGCGAUGGAGGAUGCAGCAUUGACGCUCAUUACUUAG